UACCUCUUUACUUCCGGGGUAUUCGGUCGUUGGAGCGUCGCGGUAGUCAUGUUUUUGCGUUCGUGAUACUUUUUGGGGAACGUGCUUUGUUUUGCUGAAAAAGGGGAUAUUUUUCCGCUUCUUUAUAACAUUACUUUAUUUUUACCGCCACAAUGACUGAGGAUGUUCAGAAGCACUCAGUCCACACUCUGGUCUUCAGAUCUCUUAAAAGGACUCAUGAUAUGUUUGUGUCUGAUCACGCCAAGUCCAUCGCGCUGGAUGAUGAAAGCCACAAGUUGAAGAUGGGGGUUAAACUGAAAGCAGACUACGAUGCAGUGUUACACCUGCCCAUCCUGAAGGAAGGGAAAGACAGAGCCUCACAUCUUUCGGGCAGCAUGGAAGGCCACCAGAACUACGCUCAGCCAGGUGAGGACCCAGAAUACCUGAUCACUGGGACACAUGCCUACCCGUCUGGACCAGGGGUGGCAUUGACCGCUGACACAAAGAUGCACAGGAAUCCCAGUGACACUGGAGUACACUCCAUGGCGUUAGUUUUACCCCCAUCGCAAGCUAGGCAGGACGCGAGUCGCACAGCAGCCAGUAUUGCUGACAUCCACCGGCAUGCAGGAGGAGCAGAGCGAUCUCACCCUCCGUCAUCUGCAGUGUCGCUCCUGGAGGGAGGUGGCACCAGAAAUUCUACUCUCAUGAGGAGAGCGCCCACAAUGCCCAAACCUCAGUGGCAUCCACCAUGGAAACUGUUUCGGGUCAUCAGCGGUCACCUUGGCUGGGUGAGGUCCAUCGCUGUAGAGCCUGGGAAUCAGUGGUUUGUCACAGGCUCUGCUGAUAGGACUAUAAAGAUCUGGGACCUGGCCAGUGGAAAACUGAAACUCUCUCUGACUGGACACAUCAGCACAGUGCGUGGCGUGGCGGUCAGCAACCGCAGUCCUUACCUGUUCUCCUGCGGGGAGGACAAGCAGGUCAAAUGUUGGGAUCUGGAGUACAACAAGGUAAUCAGGCACUAUCACGGACAUCUCAGCGCAGUGUAUGAUCUGGAUCUGCAUCCGACCAUCGACGUGCUCGUGACGUGCAGCAGAGAUGCCACAGCGAGGGUGUGGGACAUCAGGACGAAGGCAAACGUGCACACACUGACCGGUCACACAAACACUGUGGCCACGGUGAGAUGUCAGGCAGCAGAACCACAAAUUAUCACAGGGAGCCACGAUUCAACCAUCAGGCUGUGGGAUCUGAUUGCUGGGAAAACCAGAGCAACUCUUACAAACCACAAGAAGUCUGUGCGAACUCUGGUCCUGCACCCCAGACAAUAUACUUUUGCCUCUGGAUCUGCCGAUAACAUCAAGCAGUGGAUGUUCCCAGAUGGAAACUUCAUCCAGAACCUGUCGGGCCACAACGCCAUCAUCAACACUCUGGCUGUUAACUCUGAUGGCGUGUUGGUGUCUGGAGCCGACAAUGGAACUAUCCACAUGUGGGACUGGAGGACCGGAUACAAUUUCCAGCGUAUCCACGCAGCCGUGCAGCCCGGAUCUCUGGACAGCGAGUCGGGAAUCUUCGCUUGCAUGUUCGACCACUCUGAAAGCCGACUGAUCACCGCAGAGGCUGACAAGACCAUUAAAGUUUACAAAGAGGAUGACACCGCUACAGAAGAAAGCCACCCAGUCAACUGGAAACCAGAAAUCCUCAAGAGAAAAAGAUUCUAAAGAUUUUUUAUUUGUUUUUCUUGUCACAGUAACAGCAGUGAAUUUUAUUCCCACCAACUUUUUGUUUGCUCGUGCUUUUUCCGUCAGGCAAACUCUCAGCUUUGACAGAAGCAUCCCUCUUCAUUCUAAAAACCAUUUGCAGUCCUCGUUGUAUGAUGUUAGUCCGAUAAAGCUGCCGUUCUGGACUGCCAGGAACCUCCCCGAGUGUUUGUUCUUGAUGAUAACGGCUCUCCGAUAGCUGUGAUCCGACUCGUCCACCAACAGAAGCCACUCUUCACCUUCAGAAGGACAGACUUCAGAGUGGACCUGCUCCCUGCUCGAGUCAAACCCUUCAAAGGAAAAGUGUUUGGCAGUUUUAGCCAAGAAAGAAAAAACUUGUAUUGUUUCAGCAGAAUUGGCGGUUGUACAGACAUGGAAAGUUUAUUAUGCUCCAUUUGAAUAAAGACCACAUUUUUCACAUG
Messenger RNA from Oreochromis aureus, 2155 nucleotides. It is a transcript of the gene plrg1, whose product is annotated as pleiotropic regulator 1. Gene Ontology annotation, molecular function: protein binding. The record is from RefSeq and is a predicted model, not a curated record. NCBI's taxonomy places the organism in Eukaryota, Metazoa, Chordata, Actinopteri, Cichliformes, Cichlidae. The transcript has 15 exons. Bases 153 to 1694 code for a protein of 513 amino acids. Gene Ontology annotation, biological process: mRNA splicing, via spliceosome. Gene Ontology annotation, cellular component: precatalytic spliceosome; Prp19 complex; catalytic step 2 spliceosome.